Anthostomella pinea is the source of this 1458-nucleotide messenger RNA. The record is from the annotation of a GenBank genome assembly. NCBI's taxonomy places the organism in Eukaryota, Fungi, Ascomycota, Sordariomycetes, Xylariales, Xylariaceae.
AUGUCGUCCUCCAAAGUCGAACAGCAUCCAGCUUCACCGAGCCCCCCCAAGAAGUCGACCCGAUCACAGAGCCCGAGAGCAAAGGAGCGGAGGAGACUGCAGAACAGGAUAGCCCAGCGCAACCACCGCCGCAAACUCAAGGAGAGGGCUGCUGGCACCGACGAGAGUGCCUCGCCCGAGGAACGGCUGUCGCGGUCUUGUUCAGCCAGUUCCGAUACCUCGAGCCGCCACUCAUCUCCCAGAGACUCAGGCGCCAUGGAAUCUACCUUCCUCGCCGAGUACAUGUUGACAGGGGACUCUUCCGCCUGGGCCAAUCUGGACCUGGCAUUAGUGUACCCUAUGCCGUCCACCAUGGACGCAGCAGCGUCGGCUUUCGACCCGGCCUGCUUCAUGUCGCUAGCACCAGAAUGUACCUGCAACGGGGUGACUGGCCCCUGCGCCCACCAUCUCGAUGACUUUCAAGAACGAUUCGUGAACAUGAUGGCGGCGCCGCUACCGCCGCCUCCCCAUCCUCCUUUGGCGCCUUCUCCUAGCCUGGCGCCCGUCCCGGCGGCGCCCGAUGACCCCAUGUUCAUGCAGCCGAUGUCCUUCGAAGCUGCAGGUGGUAAUGAGCUGUAUGACCUGCCGGUGUCGCGGGGUCCGCAUCCGUCGCAGCACGGCCGGACGUUGUCAAGACACUCACGAUCACGCUCUCAGAGUGUCCAACAAGCCCGUCGUCGGAAGCGUUCCGCAACCAUGGCGCUACCCCUCUCGCAGAUAGCAGCAAGCGUAACACCGUCACAUUCGCCAGAAGUAGCAAGAGCAGCAUCAUCACCCGCUCUGUCGCCCAUCGACGCCGAAGCUGCGAAUGCCAGUGCAGCCAAUUCGGUCCGCUUCAAGGCCGUCCUCGACUUUGUGCGGAAUGCCGGCUUUCAGGAUUUCGACUCCAUGGUGACGUCGUACUACACGACACAGUUUGAGAAGAACAGCCUCGCCGACGUGUCGCAGCGGGCCAGUCGUGGCCGCCGGCUUCAUAAACUGUUGCAUGAUCUGCAUGAGAGUAGCAACCGGUGGUCCAAGUGGGAGUCGCGAGGCUUCAAAGACAGCGUCAUGCAAAGUGCCCGGAGGAUCUGCGUAGCCGAGAUGGACAAGGUGGCUCAGGACCACCCGCGAGAGCAGGAGCGGUACCCAGUGCCAGCUUUCGACGGGCUCGGCAAUGACAACGAGAGCGUCAUGUCGACCGACAAGGACAGGAAUGCAGGCCUGUCUAGCUUGGGGUUGUCAGCGUCGUCGCAUUUGACGGUGCCAGACGAUAUGGAGACUCUCCAAGACGAGGCACCCAAUGUCUGGUCGAUAUUGACGGAGAUGGCCGGCCCGGAUGGCCUGCAGUGCGACCAGGUCUCUCAGUCGGUUCUUGAAUCUUUGGUCCAGGCUCGGCGAAGUCAGAAGACGAAGUUGAACCCAUUUGUUGGCACAUAA